GUCUCAGCGUCGGGAGUAGCUGAGAUUCAAGCGCGAGCCACGGCGCCGGCUCCUGUUGGUUUUAAUAUCUUUCUUGUUCCACUAGAAUCUCAACUCCACGAGGACAAGAAUUUUUAUCUGUUUUGUUCACUGCUGUUUUUUCAGCAUUUAUAGCAGCUCCAAUCGCGCAGCAGAGAAUCAUUAAAUAUUUAUAGAAAGAUUAAAUACGCUCUUCCGGAAGCAUCGAGAAACAAGAUUAAAUGAGCUUGGAUUGAACCUCGUAGCGACCCGUAGUACUCCUCCUUCCCGCCAUCCUAUAGAUGAAAGGAAGAAAAGGAAAAGCCCCGCCCCUCGCUCGGCUGCUGGAGGCGACGGCUUCGGAAAUCUUCACGCUAGGCUCGUGGGGUUCCGCGGUGUCGUCGCUGGCUGUGCGCGUCAUUUCCGGGCGUCACGUAACGGAGUGGCCAACGGCCUGCAAAGCAACAUGCCCAAGUUUUAUUGUGACUACUGCGAUACAUACCUCACCCAUGACUCUCCAUCUGUGAGAAAGACACACUGCAGUGGAAGGAAACACAAAGAGAAUGUAAAAGACUAUUAUCAGAAAUGGAUGGAAGAGCAGGCUCAGAGCCUGAUUGACAAAACAACGGCUGCAUUUCAACAAGGAAAGAUACCUCCUACUCCAUUCUCUGCUCCUCCUCCUGCAGGGGCGAUGAUACCACCUCCCCCCAGCCUUCCGGGUCCUCCUCGCCCUGGUAUGAUGCCAGCACCCCAUAUGGGGGGCCCUCCCAUGAUGCCAAUGAUGGGCCCUCCUCCUCCUGGGAUGAUGCCAGUGGGACCUGCUCCUGGAAUGAGGCCGCCCAUGGGAGGCCACAUGCCAAUGAUGCCUGGGCCCCCAAUGAUGAGACCUCCUGCCCGUCCCAUGAUGGUGCCCACUCGGCCCGGAAUGACUCGACCAGACAGAUAAGGAUAGAGGGGAGGCCUCAUUGUAUCAGUUUUAUAUUACCUGUUCUACUUCACCAGGAGAUCAUGCUGCUGUGAUACUGGGUUUUCUAAACAGCAUAAGGAAGACUUGCUCCCCUGUCCUAUCAAAGAGAAUAGUUUUGGAGGGGAGAAGUGGGACAAAGAAGAUGCAGUUUUCAUUUGUAUUGGGAAAUGUGAAAAUAAAAUUGUCAACUCUUUCAGUUAAAA
This is a messenger RNA of Pongo pygmaeus (Bornean orangutan), 1167 nucleotides long. It is a transcript of the gene SNRPC, whose product is annotated as small nuclear ribonucleoprotein polypeptide C. The transcript is spliced from 6 exons. Lineage: Eukaryota; Metazoa; Chordata; Mammalia; Primates; Hominidae. The coding region runs from base 464 to 943 and encodes 159 amino acids. The record is from RefSeq and is a predicted model, not a curated record. Gene Ontology annotation, molecular function: zinc ion binding; pre-mRNA 5'-splice site binding. Gene Ontology annotation, biological process: spliceosomal snRNP assembly; mRNA splicing, via spliceosome; mRNA 5'-splice site recognition. Gene Ontology annotation, cellular component: nucleus; U1 snRNP.